AUGUCUAAAUUCAAUUCCAUUACAUUUCUCCUCCUUCUCGUUAUACUUCUUUGCUCAACGCAAACACAUUGCCACACGAAAGGUCUAAGAUUACGACCAAGAAACCAGAAGAAUGCGAACACGACGAGUCAGAAACAAAACCCGGAAGAGGAAUUCAUGAGAUGGGUGAGAUUUGUUGGGAGCCUAAAACACUCAGUGUUCAAGGCAGCCAAGAACAAACUCUUCCCUUCUUAUACUCUCACUGUCCAUAAGAAACACAAUAAAGGUGACUUCACUAAAAUCCAAGACGCCAUUGAUUCUCUACCUCUCAUCAACCUUGUUCGUGUCGUCAUUAAAGUUCAUGCCGGAGUUUACAAGGAAAAAGUGAACAUACCUCCAAUGAAGGCAUAUAUAACAAUAGAAGGAGAAGGAGCAGAGAAGACAAUAGUGGAAUGGGGAGACACAGCACAAACACCUGACUCGAGAGGCUUGCCCAUGGGCACCUUUAACUCUGCCUCUUUUGCCGUCAAUUCCCCUUUCUUUGUCGCCAAGAACAUCACUUUCAAGAACACAACUCCGAUGCCCUUGCCGGGGGCGGUUGGAAAACAAGCAGUGGCGUUGAGGGUUUCGGCGGACAAUGCCGCGUUUUUCGGGUGUAGAAUACUUGGUGCUCAAGACACUCUCUAUGAUCAUUCGGGAAGACAUUAUUACAAAGAUUGUUACAUUGAGGGAUCUGUUGAUUUCAUAUUUGGCAAUGCUCUUUCUCUCUAUGAGGGGUGCCAUGUGCACGCGAUAGCGGAUAAGCUAGGAGCAGUGACGGCGCAAGGAAGGAGCAGUGUGCUAGAGGACACUGGGUUCUCGUUCGUAAAGUGUAAGGUGACAGGGACAGGGGUUUUGUACCUUGGAAGGGCAUGGGGUCCCUUCUCAAGAGUCAUCUUUGCUUACACCUAUAUGGACAACAUCAUCCUCCCUAAAGGCUGGUACAAUUGGGGCGACCCUUCCCGCGAGAUGACUGUGUUCUAUGGACAGUACAAGUGCACAGGACCAGGAGCAAACUAUGCAGGGAGGGUGAAUUGGGCAAGAGAGCUCACCGACGAAGAAGCUAAGCCUUUUAUAUCUCUUACCUUCAUCGACGGUUCUGAAUGGAUCAGACUCUAA
Arabis nemorensis is the source of this 1137-nucleotide messenger RNA. The record is from the annotation of a GenBank genome assembly. Lineage: Eukaryota; Viridiplantae; Streptophyta; Magnoliopsida; Brassicales; Brassicaceae.